UUCUCUUUCUUGUACUCAUUAUUCUAACCCGACCAAAACAUAAACACAGACUGACCAAAACACAGGACUUGGUCGAAUUUUGCAUUGAGGCUGAAAAUUUGGCGAGAUGGGUUUGGUUGAAGACAAGGGUGAUGUUGGUAGUUUGUUAGAUUUCUUCUUUAAAGAUGUACUAGGAGUGAGCAGCAGCACUACUAUUCCCUCACACCUUGAAGAUAAAGACACUUUCUCCCGUUUAAUUCGGGGUCUUCUCAAGCUCACUCACAUUCACCCUGGCCACAUCUCUUACUUUCUUUCUGUCAAGCCACCUGUCUCUAACGCGUAUGGAGGAUUGCAUGGAGGGGUUGUAGCAUCUGUAGCAGAGAUGGUAGCAGUAGCUUGUGCUAGAACAGUUGUAGGAAAAGAGAAGGAGCUUUUUCUUGGAGAACUUAGCAAUUCUUAUCUCUCUGCUGCUCCACAAAAUGCAGAGGUUAAGGUUGAUGCCUCUGUUGUACGGAGUGGAAGGAACUUGACAGUAGUUGCAGUUGAGUUCAGAAUGAAGGAAUCUGAGAAGCUGGUCUACACUUCUCGUGCCACCUUCUAUAAUAUGCCAGUGGCAAGUUUGUGAAUAUUACCGACUUCAGGUGUUAAUAAUAGACAUCUUGAUAAAAUAUCUUUCUUUCGGAACAUCCUUCAGAACACUACUAAUAUAUCAAGUAAUAAUUUCUUUUGUCUACUGUCUCCUUCGUUCAGUCAUCAGCUGAUUAGUUGUAUGGUUCUUCGAACCUUUUAAGCCGAUGUCAGAGGACAGAUAUGGAUCUUCUCUUAGUUGUAUCCGUUAUUCAAACAUAAAGUGACACAAUAUUGAUUGUGUAA
This is a messenger RNA of Daucus carota subsp. sativus, 852 nucleotides long. RefSeq lists its product as uncharacterized. The transcript is spliced from 3 exons. Gene Ontology annotation, molecular function: fatty acyl-CoA hydrolase activity. Bases 107 to 604 code for a protein of 165 amino acids. The record is from RefSeq and is a predicted model, not a curated record. Lineage: Eukaryota; Viridiplantae; Streptophyta; Magnoliopsida; Apiales; Apiaceae.